GAAAAGGCAACAGGCAAUUCAGCUUGAACAGUGUCUCGAGAACGCUAAGCCGACAUCUACAAAUAUUCAUUGCAAUACGAAAAUAUUUCUUUGUUUUGUAUUUUAGCAUUUUGUACUUAUUUAGUGUGAAGUGCCAGUUUUCAUAGUGUUAAAAAUGAGGAUCUACGCAUUCAUUUUGUUAUUUUGUUUUUAUUCAGUCGAAUGUCGUAAAGCUAUUGUGCCGAUAAACAAAAAUGCUAAUAUUGAUUUUAUUAAUAUGGAGGCAGGAGGUGUGAGACCUCCAAAUAAUAUUCGUCCAGGAACGGCGCAAGCUCCAGCUCAGGCUCCGGUUCCAACAACAGUUAAGCCAGCCGCACCUGCACCCGCACCUGCUCCUCAACCUAAGAAUCCUACACCGACUACAGUGGCUCCCGUUGCUUCACCCAAGCAAUUACCGACUCAAGCUCCUACUCUAAUUACUCCAAAACCAGUUAAUCCUACCCCAGCCGCUAAGCCCAUCACCACUCCCGGUCCUGGAAGUGUAAAGCAACUCAUUACCUUUUACGAUAGUCAGGGAAAGGCGAGCCCUAUUCGUCCUUACACUUAUAGCCAGGCUGUUAAACAGGGCUAAAUAAAUGCAUAGAAUAAAUGUAUUUUGUCAUCUUA
Molecule: messenger RNA, 645 nt
Organism: Nymphalis io (European peacock)
Lineage: Eukaryota; Metazoa; Arthropoda; Insecta; Lepidoptera; Nymphalidae
Product: translation initiation factor IF-2-like
Exons: 2
Coding region: 155-610 (151 amino acids)
Source: RefSeq, a predicted model, not a curated record